CAAAGAGAAGUAGUCUUUCCUCCAUUUCCCCUGGCAGCCAAAGAUCCAACCCAACUCCACAAAGCUUAAGAGAAAUAUGCUUCACAGAAGCUUCAUCUUCUUCUUCUUCAUCAUCAGUACUAGUCUUCUGAUGAGCUUAUUAUCAUUUUCUCCACUUUGCUGCUCACAAAUGCUGAACCUAACUUUGCCUGGCCAGCAUCCCGACCCUGAAGCUGUUGUCCAGCAACUCCAAUGUUUGCAGGAGAGUGAAUGUCUCGCUGUCCAGAAGACAAAUGCUAUCAUACCCAGCCGGCGCCGGAGCCUGCCCUACCGGAAACCCCACCGACGAUUGCUGGCGGUGCGACCCCAACUGGCAGCUCAACCGCCAGCGGCUGGCCGACUGCACUAUAGGCUUCGGCCAGAACGCAGUCGGCGGCAAAGGCGGCCGCUUCUACGUCGUCACCGACUCCUCCGACGACGAUGUCGUCAAUCCCCGCCCCGGCACCCUCCGCCACGCCGUCAUCCAAGACGAGCCGCUCUGGAUCGUCUUCUCCGCCAACAUGGUCAUCCGCCUCUCCCAGGAGCUCAUCUUCAACAGCCACAAGACACUCGACGGCCGCGGAUCAGCCGUCCACAUCACCGGCGGUGGCUGCAUCACCCUCCAGUACAUCUCCAAUGUCAUAAUCCACAACAUUCAUAUUCACCAUUGUUACCCUUCUGGGAACACUGACAUCCGGUCGAGCCCCACCCACUACGGGUGGCGCACCGAAUCGGACGGUGACGGGAUCUCCAUAUUCGGGUCGAGCGAUAUAUGGAUUGACCAUUGUUCUUUCUCUCACUUCACCGACGGCCUAAUCGACGCCGUGAUGGGUUCGACCGGCAUCACAAUAUCAAACAGCUACUUCUCCCACCAUAACAAGGUGAUGUUGCUGGGCCACAGCGACGACUACUCGCCGGACUCCGGCAUGCAAGUGACGAUAGCGUUCAACCGGUUCGGGAAGAAGCUGGUGCAGAGAAUGCCGAGGUGCAGAAGAGGGUACAUACACGUCGUGAACAACGAUUUCACCAAGUGGGAGAUGUACGCCAUCGGAGGGAGUGGAAGUCCGACGAUCAACAGCCAGGGGAACCGGUACAUAGCGCCAGUGGAUUCGGACUCGAAGGAGGUGACGAAGAGGCUGGAGGCGGCGGAGGGGGAGUGGAAGGGCUGGAACUGGCGGAGCCAAGGCGACGUGUUGGUGAACGGAGCCUUCUUCGUGGAAUCGGGCGAGAGCUUAGGGGUCAAGUACGAGAAAGCUUACAGCGUCGAGCCCAGGUCUGCUACGUUCAUUGAUCAGAUCACCAUGAACGCCGGCGUGCUUGGUUGCAGGAGCAACAAGCUGAGCAAGUGGACUGAAUCAAACAAUGCCGCCGCCGCCGGCGGCGGAGGAAUUUUAGAGUCGAGCGGUGAUGAUGAAGACAACUCCGAUGAUGAUGAUGAUAGGAUUUGGAGCAAUAAUGGCGCAUCUUUCCCUUCACAUACUUCUAUACUCUUCUCUCUUGUAUUUCCCUUGUUAUUAUGCUUACCUUAUGCUUAUUAUGAGAGUAUUUAAAAGAAGUUAUAAUUAUUAUCUUUUAAA
This is a messenger RNA of Diospyros lotus (date-plum), 1595 nucleotides long. RefSeq names its product probable pectate lyase 12. Gene Ontology annotation, molecular function: pectate lyase activity. The record is from RefSeq and is a predicted model, not a curated record. The transcript is spliced from 4 exons. Bases 273 to 1568 code for a protein of 431 amino acids. Lineage: Eukaryota; Viridiplantae; Streptophyta; Magnoliopsida; Ericales; Ebenaceae.